Messenger RNA from Chrysoperla carnea, 1431 nucleotides. It is a transcript of the gene slbo, whose product is annotated as CCAAT/enhancer-binding protein. The record is from RefSeq and is a predicted model, not a curated record. Gene Ontology annotation, molecular function: DNA-binding transcription factor activity, RNA polymerase II-specific; RNA polymerase II cis-regulatory region sequence-specific DNA binding. The transcript has a single exon. Gene Ontology annotation, biological process: DNA-templated transcription; regulation of transcription by RNA polymerase II. Lineage: Eukaryota; Metazoa; Arthropoda; Insecta; Neuroptera; Chrysopidae. The coding region runs from base 40 to 1275 and encodes 411 amino acids.
AUUUCAUGUGUUGUGUUAAUUUAAUGUUUGUAUUAAAUUAUGGAUUCCCCACAAAUGUAUGAUGGACAAACGGGAACAAUGGCUCCAAAUAAUGAUAGCAAAAAAUCAAUAACAAUUUCAAGUGUGAAUAAUAAUAACAAUAAUAAUAAUAACAAUAGUUUAACAACAUUAAAUAAUAAUGCAAAUUCGAAACAAACAACGGCUUUGCUAAAACAACACCAUCUAGCGAUACAAUUUCAACAUCAACAACAACAACACAAUAAUGGAAGUAGUGAUUUAAGUGAUUUAAAUUCUCCGGAAAUUAGUUUGGACUUACAAAAUUUAAUUGAUGAUUCACAAUUCAAUGAUGGACUAUUUACGGAUAUCUUACAAAAUUCAUCGAAACAUUUACAAAAUUUAACGCAUACACGGUUACAACCUCAGGUACAACAACAACAAACGACAAAUUCUAAUGGUAGUUUAUCAAAUUAUCGUAAUGCCUUAGCUUACAUGCCUCAACCGGUUCACAGCGGGGCAGGAACAGCUACAUAUAAUGUAAAUAGUAAUCCAGGAGCUUCAACUAAUAGUGACUCAAAUAGUUCAAUUGCCUCAUCAGAUGUACCCAGUAUUAAAGAAGAACCUUUAGAUCCAACCGAAUUCCGACGACAAUGUGUUACAAAUACGGUAUUACCAACUAGUCCUUAUAUGCAACAAUCUGGACAAACGAAUUAUAUAUCAAAUGCAACAGGUAAUAGUUUCUCACAAAUAUCACCUCAUGCAACGGUUAACCAUAUUCAACAGUUACCAACGCUGCCACAUAGUGUUGCAGCAUUACAAAAAAAUAAAGUGUCUGGUAUGAUGCAAGCUCAUCAGCAAGGUGGAUUAGUUGGGAAUAAUGGUUUAGUGGGUUCUGGUUUAACAAAUCACCAUCAUCAUCAUCAUUCACCUGGUGGUGGUACGGGUGUUGGACACCACCAUAACGGUGUAAACGGACGUAAACAAAUGAAACCAACAGAUAAAUCAAGUGAUGAAUAUCGUCGUCGACGUGAACGUAAUAAUAUCGCUGUACGUAAAAGUCGCGAAAAAGCAAAAGUACGCUCACGUGAAACAGAGGAAAAAGUGAAAUUAUUAAUGAAAGAGAAUGAACGAUUACAAAAACGUAUUGAACUAUUAACUGAAGAAUUAAAUGUCUUGCGCAGUUUAUUUAGUAAUGUUGGCGUAUUACCGGAACAUAUACAUCGUGAAAUUAAUAAACAUUUUGAAAGUGUUCAAUUACAACAUCAACAGCAUAUGUGAGAUUCACCCAGCACUCAACAGUGAAUCCAGUCCAUUUCACUACCCAUCAAAACCUCAUUCAUCCCCCCAACAAAACUAUUUAAAACACUCUCUUUAUGUACCUUGUAUUAAAUAGGUUUUACUGUAAAUAUUAUUAAAAAAAAAUUUUAAAUGUCU